AUGUUCCGUCAAUCGUUUUCCACUUCCCUUUCCCACUCUCUCCGCACCUCCCGUUCAACGGUUUCUCCUGCUCGCCUCCUUAUCCGCCGAACCUCAUCCCCACGUUCUCUCCCCCCUUCUAAUCGGUCUUACUCUACUGGCAAGUCAUCGCUAGAACCGAGUCAUUCCGCCUCCGCUCACCCGUCUCCGCCCUCUCCAACCCAACGCUCGCGUUUCCGCCGCUUCGUUGGAUUCACCUCAAUUGCCCUCUUCGCAUUCACCGUCGGUCUAACCUACCAAACCCAAAGAACCGUGUCACGCAUCAUGGCCGCCCCAAUCACCGACGAGGAAGUUCUGGCUGCAUACAUCGCCGGAGACUCGGUAACCGCGGAGAUCGAGAACACCCUCCGCACGCACCCUGUUGCAGAGGCUCUCCGCGCGAACCCCGAUUUCACCGAGGCACGCCCACACAUGAGCAUUCCGGAGGCUCUGCGCGUACGCAACCUGACAGCCGGCACACUGGCCGGGCCCGGAAAGAUCGUCGUGCCUCCAUACGUGUUCAGCGAGCGCGAGGGCAAGAGCAUGGUUUCGCUCAUGUACUUGGGCAGUGAUGUCUGUGGUCACCAGGGAAUUAUCCACGGUGGUUUACUGGCUACGUUGUUGGAUGAGGGUCUGGCGCGUUGCUGCUUCCCCGCGUUGCCUAACAAGGUUGGCGUCACGGCCAACUUGAACAUUGACUACCGGGCUCCUGCUAUGGCGAAUCAAUAUGUUGUCCUUCGUGCGGAGACUGUGAAGGUUGAGGGCCGCAAGGCGUGGGUAGAAGGCCGCAUUGAGACUCUCCCGGCUGACGGCAAGGACCCGCUAGUGCUGGUUGAGGCCAAGGCUUUGUUCAUUGAGCCCAGGCAAGCUGCUGCGCUGUCGAGUCUCUACAAGGUGGCGUGA
Penicillium paradoxum is the source of this 921-nucleotide messenger RNA. Its product is annotated as PaaI family thioesterase. The record is from RefSeq and is a predicted model, not a curated record. The coding region runs from base 1 to 921 and encodes 306 amino acids. The transcript is spliced from 3 exons. NCBI's taxonomy places the organism in Eukaryota, Fungi, Ascomycota, Eurotiomycetes, Eurotiales, Aspergillaceae.